Messenger RNA from Aphanomyces invadans, 3465 nucleotides. RefSeq lists its product as hypothetical. The coding region runs from base 28 to 3465 and encodes 1145 amino acids. The transcript has 10 exons. Lineage: Eukaryota; Oomycota; Saprolegniomycetes; Saprolegniales; Verrucalvaceae. The record is from RefSeq and is a predicted model, not a curated record. Gene Ontology annotation, molecular function: protein binding; fatty-acyl-CoA binding.
GCACGCUGCGCCAUCGCCGCCAGGGUGAUGGAGGACGACCUGCAAAGGUUCAUCCACAGCGUCGAGAGCAGCGCAAAGAAGAUCCUCAAGGUGCACACGAAGCGUGUACAAGACGAAGCUGCCCGAGAGCGCGUCGAGAAGGUUCGACCGACACAGCCCGCAGAAGUUAAGAGCAUCACAAGGGACGAGCUCAAGUCCAAGUAUCGACCAUCGUCCCUCAUUGUCCCAGCGCCAAUUCCAAAGUCUGGCGAUGGCGACGCCACAACUCACAGUAUGCCUCUGGUAAUGCAGUCGCCGCGUUCAGUUGGACAAGUCCUUCCACUGCCAGCAGCAGACAAUUCAGCCACUGCAUCUUCCUCUUUGACCGUUGCAACGUCAUUGCCAACGCUUGCGGUGAAGCGGCAUAAGCAAGAGCUCAAGGACAAGGCCGCGUCCAAGCUCGUCAACUCACCACUCCUCAAAGGACUGUCCAAAUCUUCCAGCUCAUCAUCACCCACCGCCUUUAAAGCAGCUCUGGCACAACUCAAUGCUGUCGACGACUUGCGAACGUUGGGACUCGGUGGAGGCAAGUCUGGCCCGGCCAACCACCGCCACGAACACAGCGUCGAGAGGCGAAUGUGCAACGCGUGCUGGGCAGAGCCCGUCAAACACACUUCGUGCGAACACCACUACCGCAAAGCCAACCCGAAUCCCAUGGAACUUCAGGGAGCAACGAGUUGGUCCAUUGACGAUCUGCAUUUCAAAUACCGGUCCGAGCGCGCGCGCGAAGCCGCCUGGGUCGCCUCGAUGCAGCUGCAAGAGGACGCACAGUCAUCACCAGUCGUGCCCAUUCUCGAGCGGCAUCCGAUUUACGACAAGUACUUCCACACGAUCGACAACGACAACAAGUAUGUCAAGAACGCGUCGCGUGCGAAGAACCAGACCAAGCGAUUCGUCCUCGAUGUGAAUCGAGUCUGGCUCACAAACCUCGACCAUUUUAACCACAUGGCGAAGGAUACGUGGACCGAGGACUUGCAGCACCCUGGGUUGAGGAAGAAAAAUUGUCUUCGCGGCCGUCAUGACCUCAGCUUGAUUCGUCAAGGGUAUAGCCAAGUCCAGUCCGUAUCCAUGGCAUGCGCUCUGCAAUACGCUCGACGCUCGGAGCCCGACAUAGAGUCGGCCGCAGCAUCCUCGUCCCCCCCCGACGGGACGCCUCCAUCUCCGCCCCAAUCAGUCAAAAUCAAGUCCCCCAAGGACGGCAUCGAAGCAGAGGGAACACCGUUAUCUAUCCUUGCGUGCGGCCGCAUUGACUAUCGCGGCCAAGUGCCGGGAACAGUUGUCCUCGCCACAUUCCCGGGGCUGUGGUGGUGCAUCUCGCCCGAGUCUUUCACUCGACCCAUUGCCAUGUACCUGCGGAAUCCAAAGCUGUCGUCGACAAACACGAUCCUUGUCCACGUGCUCUUGGCGUUGGACUCGCCCGUUUUGGCCCCAACGUGGUUUGCUUGGAUUCCAGGGACCGUUUGCGCGCCGGUGGAAACCGAGAUCGCGACCAUGUUCCAUCACAUUCCCCUUGUGUGCGGCCUUGUCGAGUCGCUGCCGACAGUCGUGUCGCCACUGGACAAUUACCUGCCGUCGACGAUAUCCGUUGCAAACGGAUGCGACGAAGCCUUGCCUGACGCCUCGGAACUCAACGACCUCAACUUCCGACAAUGGAUACGAUGGACCACCGUUCGACCCAACUUUGACUUGGAUGCCCAGGCGUAUGGCAUCGUUCAAGGCUAUUCCAACCAGACGGGGCUCAACGGACGGUUCAGUUGGCACUCGGAUGAAGUGGUUGACUCGCACACACUUAUUCGGCCCCGCCUCGAAGCCGACUAUGCCGUGCUCGCUCGCAAUCGCGUCGUCCGCGGCGGGAACGACCCCAACAUGUACACGAUGAACAUGCGCCACGAAUCCAUCGACAAAAUCACCACGAGUGGUCUGCGGGCGUUUCUCGCCGCCCAGGAAAAGGUCCGCGAAGACGAACGGCUCAAGCACCAAUUGCUCGAGAUCGAAACCAAGUUGCAAGCGGGGCGGCUAGCCUUGGACGCCAAACGCGCCGAGAAGCGACGGUGUGGCAAUUCGUAUCGUGCGACCCACGUCCGCCACGAACAACGGACCAAACAACUGGAUGGUGUACACGCGAUGCCAGACAGCACGGUUGCCGAAUGGGCGGACCGUGUAGCGCACUCGCGCCUCAUCCGCGACUGGAAUGGAUGGGAACAACGUGAAUUGAUCGAUUCGCACGUGCGGUUUUACCACCACACGAAUCCAGGAUUGACGAUGGCCAACCAGUGGCAUCCCCCCGACGGAUGGCCGCACGACGAGGCCUCGCUUGCCACAGCCGACGCUGACGACGACAACGACUCGACCGAAUCGGACGGACCCGACUCGGCGCGCAAGGCAUCAAGUAUCAACAAUUCGAUCGAAACGAUGGCGAAAGCACUUGCCGAGAACGAAUCCUUUGUUGCGAUGCUCCAGGAAAAGCUCGGACUAAAGCCUCGACAAGACCCGACCCGUCGGACUUCCUCCCUCCACACAGCUCCAUCCAACACCCACACCAACGACAGCUCCGACGACGACGAUCAAGACGACAGCGACGACACAAUUGCAGGACGCGUGCUGCGUAUGCUUGCCCAAGACGAUUCGACCCAAGACACCAACACAGCCAGCGUCAAGCGGCUCACUCGAUUGCAAAUUGUCAAGGAAGCGUCUCAAGUGAAGACGCCCGGAGAAGGGUGGAAGCGGCUUAAGCCCACGCGUUUGCCUCGAACGUUUGCCAGAAAAGUGUACAUGCCGACGAUCGCUGGCCCCACGGCGUCGUUCAUGAACCAAACCAACCUGCCAUUGAUCGUGGGCCUCCUCGACCCGAGCAAGGACGCAACGCACAUUCAACCGGACGCGGUGCCCGACUUCCGCCACCACAUCAUUCCGAACUUGGACUCGGAGAUGACUGCGAUGAAAAAAGUGCUUGCUGCGUCGGCCAAGAAAGGUCGACGAUCGACGAUCGUGCAAGUGUUCCAAGACGCGCCGGCCGACGAACUCGAAGCCGCGCCGGAAAAUCAAGUCACGGAAGCCGAGAGGAUUGCAAAAGCAGUUGUGUACACGCGCAACAACAACGUCAAGGAGCUCGAAAACAUGCUGGACGAAGGCGUCAACAUCAACGCCCGCGACGAAAACGGCAAUACGCUGUUCAUUUUGGCGUGCCAGCAAGGCAACAAGAACAUGUGCAAGUUCUUGAUGCGGCGGCGGUGUGAGCUCGACUCGCAGGCACGACCUACUCCAUUCAACUUUCGAGGCAACACGGGCCUGCACUACUGCUACGAGUACAAGUGGACCGAGUUGGCCUCGUAUUUGAAGGAGAAAGGCGCCAAGGACGACAUCCCGAACGCCGAGGGGCUCAUGUGCUAUGAAGGCAUCUCCAGCGACAACCUCCAAAAGAUUUAG